AUGGCGUGGCUGCGAUCAGUGACCCGGGUAGCCCGCUGGCGAGCUCCCCCCACGGGUGUCUCUUCUUCUCUGCGACGCUUCGCCACAGCUUCCGACGUGAGAGACCAGGCCGCCGCCCAGCCUCGACCCGACAAUCGAGUGAAUAUAGUAGAGGUUGGUCCAAGAGAUGGCCUCCAGAACGAGAAGAAGACCAUACCUCUCGCGACCAAGAUUGAGUUGAUUGAGAGGCUGGCGCAGACGGGACUGUCGUUCAUCGAGGCUGGUUCGUUUGUCUCCCCAAAAUGGGUGCCGCAGAUGGAUAACUCCUCCGCCAUCAUGGAGCACCUCCUGACGAAAAAUGUCAUCUCGCCAGUCCCGAUCACGUAUUCAUUCCUUGCGCCGAACGCGAAGGGCGUUGCCAAUGCGACCGCUCUGCUACGGGAUCACCAAGGCGCGUACAUGACCCAAACCGAGUCUCUCGCAGGUGUGAACGGGAAGCCUGCAAUGGAACUUGCCGUGUUCGCUGCCGCGACCGAAAGCUUCUCGAAGCGCAACCUGAACUGUGACAUCGCCACCUCCCUCGAAAGAUUCCGAGACGUGAUACAAGGGGCAAAGCAGAUUGGCAUCAGAGCUAGGGCCUAUAUCUCGGUGGUUCUGGGGUGCCCCUUCGAAGGCUAUGAGGUUGACCCUCAUAAGGUGGCUGAGAUUGCCACCUCACUGCUCGAGAUGGGAGCAGAUGAGAUAUCCCUGGGAGAUACUACUGGAAUGGGCACUGCACCCCGGACCCAGGAGCUUCUGAGGUGCAUGGCGGCUGCUGGGAUACGGAGCGAGGAUAUCGCCAUGCACUUCCAUGAUACAUAUGGACAGGCCCUGGUCAACACGGCCGUCUCGUUAGAGCGCGGCGUCAGGACCUUCGACAGCGCCGUGGGCGGUCUCGGCGGGUGCCCCUACAGCCCCGGAGCUACUGGAAAUGUAGCGACUGAGAACAUGGUCUACUUUCUCGAGAGCCUGGGUAUGGAGACUGGUGUUGACCUUGACGCGAUGGCGGAUAUAGGUCAGUGGAUCACUGGCGAGCUGGACAAGCCGAACGAUUCUGCUGUAGGAAAAGCUGUGUUGGGAGCACGUCAAAGUGCGGCGUCCGCUAGCCCUUGA
This is a messenger RNA of Anthostomella pinea, 1131 nucleotides long. NCBI's taxonomy places the organism in Eukaryota, Fungi, Ascomycota, Sordariomycetes, Xylariales, Xylariaceae. The record is from the annotation of a GenBank genome assembly.